CCUAGCGAGGGGUUGAAGGCAGAGAGGUAUGGCUUCUUCUUCCCCUUCAUCAUCGAAUUCGAAGUUCAGAGUGUAUCAAAACCCUUCUUUAUCCGCUGUUCUCACCUCCAAAAGUCUUCAACCUUCCAAUUACACUCUCUUCUCCGUCCUCUCUUUCUUCUCUGCCUCCGCAUUCGCCUUUCUCACAAUCGUCUUCAGGGAAAAUGGGUUCAUUGACAUCUUGAGGCUCCAAAGUCUUUCCCAUGUUACUGCUUAUUGGGUUGCCAAGACAUUACAAACUUUAGUGGGUGUUAUCUUCAUUGGAACUUUGUCGGCUCUCUUCAAAGUUAUUUAUCUUCGUAAAACUAGAUAUGGUGGUGGUGGUGGUGGUAGUGUUGCAGCUAUGCCUGUGCCUAAUUCCAACAAUGUGAAUAAAAAUGAGAUGUCUCUUACUAAACAUCAACUAGAGCUUUUAGGAGUUAAGCCAAAGGUUGAUUUGGUUAAGUCUGACUCAUUGAAAAAGCCCCCUAAGUCUAAAUCCCAGUUGGUGUCUUCGGAUUUGCUUGUUCCCCUUCAUCAGCCAAUUCAUAGCCCGAGUCGAUGCUCUUCUCGCAUUGAUGCUGAUGGUUCAAAUUCUAAUAGGGGUGCUGCGGCGCGUUCAAUUAGCACCCCCUCGAGGUCGCCGGGAUCAUCAUCUUUAUAUCUUUCCCCUGGAGUAGUUUCGCCCCCUCAGAGUUCAAGCGGAAUGGAUUUGGUUGUCUCUAGCCCUUGGUCUAAUAGGCGAGCCUCCUCUGGGAAGAAGAUAACAUCAGAGGAAAAGCUGGAACAGUUCUUAGCUGAAGUGGAUGAAAGAAUCACUGAAUCAGCAGGGAAGUUGUCCACCCCACCCCCUACUGUUCCUGGUUUUGGCAUAGCGAGCCCCAAUACGGUUACAGGCUCGGCUAAUACCUCUGGAACUACAAGGCUGACACCAUUGAGGCCUGUGAGGAUGUCUCCCGGCUCCCAAAAGUUUAAUACUCCCCCUAAGAAGGGAGAGGGUGACCUUCCUCCACCAAUGUCAAUGGAAGAAUCUGUUGAAGCUUUUGAGCAUCUGCGCAUCUAUCCUCAAAUUGAGCUGUGGCGUGACCAACUCAGGCAAUGGUUUUCUUCAGUUUUGCUGAAUCCUUUGCUUAACAAGAUCGAGACAAGUCACAUUCAGGUUAUGCAAACAGCUGCUAAACUUGGUAUUUCAAUCACAAUCACUCAAGUGGGCAAUGACAUGCUGUCUACUGGAAUCCCGGCUAUCUUGCCAGCAACGGAUAAGACUCAAGACUGGCAACCAGCACUGACUCUCAAUGAAGAUGGAUUGCUUCAUCAGUUACAUUCUACUCUUGCGCAGGCCAUAGAGGCUUCCAAAUCCAAGUUGCUUGUGUCUAAUAUGCAACAGUCCCCGCAGCAGGCUUCUUUGGUUCCUAUCAUGCAGGAUUGUGUGGAUGCUAUCUCUGAACACCAAAGACUUCAAGCCUUGGUUAAAGGAGAGUGGGUUAAAGGUUUGCUACCUCAAAGCAGUGUUCGCGCUGAUUACACUGUGCAAAGGAUCCGAGAGCUUGCAGAAGGAACCUGCUUGAAGAAUUAUGAGUAUCUUGGAAGUGGGGAAGUUUAUGAUAAAAAGAAUAAAAAGUGGACCCUUGAGCUACCUUCUGAUUCUCACUUGCUCUUGUAUCUGUUCUGUGCUUUCCUAGAACAUCCAAAGUGGAUGCUACAUGUAGAUGCUAUGUCUUGUGCUGGAGCUCAUUCUAGCAAAAAUCCCUUAUUCUUGGGAGUCCUUCCCCCAAAGGAAAGGUUUCCAGAGAAAUACAUUGCUGUAGUGUCUGCUGUCCCUUCUGUGCUGCACCCAGGAGCAUGUGUACUAGUAGUUGGAAAACAGGGUCCCCCAAUUUUUGCCUUGUACUGGGAUAAGAAGCUGCAGUUUUCUCUUCAGGGAAGAACGGCACUCUGGGAUUCCAUCUUACUUUUGUGCCAUAAGAUUAAGGUUGGGUAUGGAGGUAUUGUUAGGGGAAUGCAUCUAGGUGCUUCAGCUUUAAGCAUUCUCCCGGUUAUGGAAACAGAAUCUGAGGAUUGAGUUCUGUAUUUUCUUGUACCAACAUUCUUCAUGCUGACUUCAACUUCUGCAGUAAAUCACAUUCCUCGCAAUCAGAAAUUUUAGGAAAGAACUUGCUGGAGGAGAAUUCCACCUGAUUGAGGGCUGAAUAGAAUUAUGUUGUGUCAGCUACUUUGUCAUGUGUCAUUUCUAGAGGCCUUUAGAAUGCCCGACUCAUAGAUUUCACUGUGUCCGUGUUCUUGUACUUGUCAAAAAUCAAACUCGGAUAGCUGAGCUGAUGACCAAAUGAUUAAAGAGGAACAUAUUUUGUUAGCAAUAUAUUUACUUG
This is a messenger RNA of Gastrolobium bilobum, 2387 nucleotides long. RefSeq lists its product as uncharacterized. Gene Ontology annotation, cellular component: membrane. The record is from RefSeq and is a predicted model, not a curated record. The transcript is spliced from 7 exons. Lineage: Eukaryota; Viridiplantae; Streptophyta; Magnoliopsida; Fabales; Fabaceae. The coding region runs from base 29 to 2080 and encodes 683 amino acids.